Lemur catta (Ring-tailed lemur) is the source of this 1271-nucleotide messenger RNA. It is a transcript of the gene C21H22orf15, whose product is annotated as chromosome 21 C22orf15 homolog. The transcript is spliced from 6 exons. The record is from RefSeq and is a predicted model, not a curated record. NCBI's taxonomy places the organism in Eukaryota, Metazoa, Chordata, Mammalia, Primates, Lemuridae. Bases 280 to 1011 code for a protein of 243 amino acids.
CCAUGGAGACCAGCCGGCGAGCGGGGGGAGUAGCUCCGGCCCGGCGAGCGGCGUGAGGAAGAGGAGGCCUGGGGUCCUGGACUAGCUGCAGGGCCUGGUCCCGGCUGGUGGAGCCAAACUACAGAGGCGGCCGAGCGGAGGGCCACACGCUGUCACACCGACACACCUCCCCACGGGACCCCGCCCCGGCUUAGGUGUCAGCUCCUGGCCCUGCCUUCAUUGGGGAAUCGGGGGUUGGGGGAUCAAAGCCCCCCACACCUGUCUCCUGCCCCCUGCGCCAUGUUUAUCACGGUGAUGUUCGGAGCCGGCUGCUGGGAGCUGGUGAACCCCUGGUGCAACCUGGUGACCCUCACCGCCCACCUGAGGCAGAGGGGGAAGGUCCCCCCAGAUGCAACUAUCGCUCUCCUGUCUGAGGAUGGGCACCUGGUGAGCCUGGACGAGGGCCUGGAGGAGGGGGCUGCCCCAGCAGAGUCCAUGGCCAGUUCCCUGCUGCAGGAGCGAGGGACCUAUGUCCUUGUGCAGAUUGGGGAGAGGGCGGAGCCCCCACCCGCUAUGAGUCCCUCCUGGAGAACCUGGAUGGCCAGUGUCCAGAGCUGGCAGAGGAGCUGCGCUGGCUGUCGGACCUCCCAAGGGGCCAGGGCCGGAGGAGGCGCAUGGGCACACGCCGUGGCCACCGGGAGCAAGGCCCCCCUUCAAGGCCCGGAAGGGUGGGCGCCCUGCCGUCCAGGACUCGCUAGCUGGGGCCAGGAGCCAGGUGCAAACAGACAGCAGCCCAGCAGGAUUCCUCUUGCAGAAUCUGGAAUUGCUGAGAAGUUGCAUCAGCAAGAGGGGCAAGGUCACAGACAGGACGUGAGGCCGCUGGGGGCCCCUAAAACGUGGGUGCAGAGAAAGGGAUCCAGAGGCAGAGACGAGAAGGGUGGGAGGGGGCAGGCGUCCCUGAGAAGGGGAGACAACAGGCUUCUCCCGGGAUUCCAGCCCCCAGACUCAGAUGCCCUUGGGGUCACCAGCUAAUGCCUCACCACCCCACUUUGGACUGCCCAGGGCAGUCUGACCUUGGCUACCCAUGGUGCAGAUUACAGCAGGGCUCCUCCCACCCCACCCAGGAUGCCCCACCCUAGACGCCCGCUUAAGGUGAAGCAUUCUAUUAAGGUGAAGCAUUCUACACCUGAGUGAGACAUCCAUCCAUCUCCCCUGACCCCACCUCCUCUGCCAGGGAGCUCCCGGGAGAUGGACCAGCGACAGGGCACACAGCAGGCUGUGGUCUAAAAUAA